AAUGGAAGCUGGAGAUUCGCCACCACCAAUGAACCCAGAUUUGAAUGUAACAUUAUAAGGAGCAUAGCGCUGCUUUGUUAGAGCACAAUGCAGCAGAAAGGCGCCAUCACCAUCAUAGAAUGGGAGGACUUGGACAAGAGGAAAUUCUACUCUCUGGGCGUGUUCAUGACUUUAACCACGCGGGCCACAGUCUACCCUUUCAGCCUGAUCCGAACUCGCUUACAAGUCCAGAAAGGAAAGUCCCUCUACAAUGGAACGUUUGACGCGUUUUGUAAAAUAUUAAAAAGUGAAGGCAUCUGUGGUCUGUAUCGCGGGUUCAUGGUCAACACCUUCACUCUCGUCUCUGGGCAAGCGUACAUCACAACGUACGAACUCGUGAGGAAAUACGUCUCUAACUACUCCCAAGACAACACGGUGAAGUCCAUCUUCGCUGGGGGAGCUGCUUCUUUAGUGGCUCAAACCAUAACCAUACCCAUAGACAUUGUGUCCCAGCAUCUCAUGAUGCAGGGCCAGGGGGAGCACUUGAGUCGAUUUAAGGUCAAACCCAAAAUGAUGCUGGCGGCGACCAAGAGGAGGCUGACUUUUGGGCAGACGCGGGACAUCACAGUGCAGAUAUUCGCCGAGGAUGGGUUCAGAGGGUUUUACAGGGGCUAUGUGGCGUCUCUCCUCACAUACAUACCCAACAGCGCCCUCUGGUGGCCUUUUUAUCAUUUUUAUGCAGAGCAACUGUCCAACCUAGCGCCCUCUAGCUGUCCUCAUCUGCUCCUGCAGGCGAUCGCGGGACCAAUGGCUGCGGCCACUGCCUCCACCAUCACCAACCCCAUGGACGUGGUUCGAGCCAGAGUCCAGGUGGAGGGCCGGUCUUCAGUCAUUGGCACUUUUAAGCAGCUGAUGGCGGAGGAGGGCGUGUGGGGUUUGACCAAAGGACUCUCAGCGCGGGUCAUCUCCUCCACCCCCACCUCUGUCCUCAUCGUCGUGGGAUACGAGACCCUCAAGAGACUGAGUUUGAAAGCAGAGCUCACCCACUUGAGACACUGGUGACUAAAAAGUCAAAGUGAAAUACUGAACACAGGAUCUGCAAUGGGGUAACAAGAGCAAGAGUUCAACCACUAAGCUGAAAAUUGUUGGUUUGAUUCCCACGUCUGGCCAAUGCAUACUGCUCUUGUGUCCUUGAGCAAGAGUCUUCACCAAUUUGCCUACAGUAAAAGGCCUCUUCAUAGACUGGAGUGUGAUGGAUUAGUGGUUCCAUACAGUGGCCAAUAAGCAGAGAACAGAACAAGUAACUGUGACCACAAAUAUAUUGUGUAUAUUGUCAAUAGUGCUUUCAUCAUUUGUCAUUUUAAAGGAACUGUAUGUAGCUUGUGUUCUUACAGUUUAAAAAAAAAAAAGGUCACUACAAUCAAGAAUGAACCUGGGUUGCCACUGCCUAAACCAGCAAAUAAAGGUCACACACAAGUUUUUCUCCAGAAUUCACUUCCUGAGCUGCAGAGGCUUCACUAGCACUGAUUCAUGAUUGUCUGCAAGUGCUGGGGAGAGUCCUUUUUAGGUUUAAAACAACUGGAUUGCAACAUUGUAACUAGCAACCCAAAUAAGACUUCUGAUUUGAUACUCAUGUUGAGCACGAAAACACCAAAUUAUAACACGAACAACUUGGCCAUCAUGUUCAUCAUUGUUUUUUGUAAUUUUUUGCAUUAGAAUUCAGCCAUCAGUAAUCAGUAAAAGCUAUACUGCUGUGAACACGUCUACCUCAUAAAUGGGGACACGGAUAGGUCAAGUUUAUGGAAAUCAAAUUAAAAUCGUACAUACAGUUCCUUUAACAAAGAGAGACAUGAACUGGGAUCAGAUACUCCUCCAGGUGGUCCCCAAGGCUGUAUUUAUUAGAUGAGAGUCAAGAUGGUGGCCAGAGUUUUAUCCUUAAGUUGGUAGCGGUCUCACACAAAGUGCUGCUUAAUAUAAUAUUUAUGGGUUGAUCAAACAAAUUAUAAUCAGGUACCUCAAAUUUAAUUUUAAUAUUAAAGCACAUGAAAUAAAUCUUAACUUUUUAUUUUGCUAAGUCCUAAGAAGAAAAAUUACUUUGCCAUGAAAUCAAUUUAAAUUGAACAUUAUACUUAUAUAUUUCUAUGUAAACUCAGAUAAACCCAUUUUGACCAGUGUUAAAGUGCAUCUGGCAGGUUUUCAUGAUUUUCUGUUUUUGACUUAAUUUGGUGGAAUAAUUCCUGUUGUGGUGGAAUAAUACCUGUUUUAAAAUAUAUAAAUUACAGUUUUAUGCAAGUUUAGAAGCAAUUUUUGAAGAAAAGUUAAAAAAUAUGUAGGAAGUAGAGAAUUCUAACACACUGAUGGCAUCACACUGGGAGAAUUCUAUCCAAAAUCUUGGCAUAAUUUACAUGAGAGACAAAUUUUUUCUGAUACUUUAAACAGAAUUUCAACAAAAUAUAUUUCUUCUAUUUUUAUUUGUCAGAUAAUAAUUUUUGUGUGCAUUAGAGGAGUUAUGGCCCAGUGCACAAUACGGCUGUAUUGCAGUGUGAUGUCUAGAUUUCCAAUCAAGUAAAAUUAAAAUUAUAACAUUUUUAGGAUCAUCUUAUAUAAUGAUCUUAAAUGUAUUUAAGGAAAAUUCGCAGUUUAACCUGUCAUAGGCACUUUAAAUGUAGGCUGUGAAAAGCAUAUAGUCUUGAUCAAUAAUUCUCAGUGGAGGAAAGGUGAGAAUUCUAAGGUGGAAAUUGCUCUGUAAAGGCCGCCACACACCACAAAUUGUUUAAAACUGAAAAAUCCUGUAAAUGCACGACAAAAUGCGCACACCAAGAUCCUUGCCCUCCAUCUGAAAUCAUGACAUUAUCAAAUUCUAGAACACAAUCUAUGAAUUAUAAGUUUCUCCUCUAGGCUGACCUAAACUAGAACAAGCAUCUAUUGACUGCACCCAAAUCAAGUGCUCAAAGUUUUUUUUAUUGUAAAAAUUGAAUCUGUAAUUAUGUUGAAUGCCAAAUUAUUGCCUUCUUUUGCACUUGAGAUUAUAUUUUUUAAAAAUCAUUCCAUAAAAACGUUUGUGCUACCUACAACCUAAAUACAAUAAGGUCACUGGCUGGAAUUGUAAAAAGUUGGGGCGCUAAAAGCAGGUAUGUGAUGUUAAAUAGCACUUAAAAGGUGCACUAUGUAACUUUUCUGGCUUAUUUCCAUGGAGAUGCGAUUGUUUUGCUUGGAAUGCUGCACAGUAUGGUGUUUAACCUGUCUAUUUCCAUGGAGACAAGCAAGUGGCAUUACCAGGCUAUGUUACGGAUCUCACAGUAAAAAUGCUUUUGUUGUUUUGUUGUUGUUUUUUUAAUAAUAAUAAUGACAGCUAUAAUUGGUGGGAAAAUGUGAGAUCAUUUUAAUGCCAUACAGUGGAACAUUUCAGGUAAAGCAAUUUGCAGAAGUUGCAUAGUGCAGCUUUAAGCUCAAUGAUAAAUUAUGUUUAUUUCUCAAAAGAAAUGCUUCGAAGUUUCUCACUUAUUGUAAUGUUACUUGUACCAGCUUUUGGGAAUUUUUUGUGUGAAAUUUCAAUAAUGGAGACUGUGACUUUUAAUGUGCCAAAGUGUCCAUUGUAUCAGUUUUUGUGCAGGAUUCAAUUUCACAUGAGCAGCUAAUUCCACUGCUCCACUAGCCUUUGAAAUAUAAGCUUCAAAAACCCUGCCUACAAAACUGCAAAAAGUAUAUUAUUUCAACCAGAGAUUCUCCAUUAUGGGGAGAUUAUACUUUUAUUUAGGCCUGUCACGAUAAUUACUGUAUCGACUUAUGGUUCGAUAUACAGUAUGACAGCUGGGACUAUAUAUUUUCUUUCCACUACUGGCAUUUUUUUGGUUAUGGGCUCUAUUCACCCUUACGUAACAAAAUCGGAAGACGUUUGGAACAAAACAUGCGGAUGACAACUUCCUUUGGGCUCUACUGGCGUUAGUAACUGAAAAAAUCUGAAAAAAUUAGAAAAUGGCCCAGCUUUCUUCAUCUAGAUGUCAGUGUAUUCUUUUUUACUUUUAUAAACUGCAUAUUCAUUUGUGUAUUAUCAUUUGUCUAGUCCUGUUGCUGCUGAAUCCACGGUUUUAUCACAUGCCCAGUGAACUACAUCGGAAGUCGUCAUCCGCAUGUUUCCAAAUGUUUUCCAGUAAGCGUGAAUAGAGCCUUUGACUAUACGAUAUGAUUUAAGCCAUAAAAGGUUAAAUAAAGCACUUAAGUGACUCAUUA
Molecule: messenger RNA, 4209 nt
Organism: Boleophthalmus pectinirostris (great blue-spotted mudskipper)
Lineage: Eukaryota; Metazoa; Chordata; Actinopteri; Gobiiformes; Gobiidae
Gene: slc25a44a
Product: solute carrier family 25 member 44a
Exons: 3
Coding region: 88-1041 (317 amino acids)
Biological process (GO): branched-chain amino acid catabolic process; transmembrane transport
Cellular component (GO): mitochondrion
Molecular function (GO): branched-chain amino acid transmembrane transporter activity
Source: RefSeq, a predicted model, not a curated record